CGUUAUUGCUUUCUUUCUUAAGAAGGCUUCUUCUUCUUUCUCCCGCUCUCAACUAAAACCCUUACCAGAGUCAGAACUAGAAAGAGAAGAGGGAAGGAAGAUUCAAAAAAAUGAGGUUUAAUUUCGACGUAGGGGAAUCAAGCGACGGUUCUCGGAGAUCUCAAACGCCAAAGGAGGAAGUGCAGUGGAUUUUGCUCCAAAACCAUCCCAUAUUUGCCUCCGCCGCUUCAAGUUCCGACGGAAACACAGAAUCCGCAGCUUCAGUUCGAUCUCAGAGGAAUCUUCUAGCUUGGGAUGGAGCCUCCAGGCUCUAUUACUGGGAUCCCGUCAAGCAGUGCCUCCAUCGAAUCUCCAUUCGUUUGGGCGAACCGGAACCAACUUCCGUCACCGCCUCGUCUCCUGCUAAGGUGUUGCAAGCCGAUGUGCGGCUGAAUUUCGUGGUUAGUAGAAUCUCCAUCAACAGAAGUGGAUCGACUUUACUCCUUGCUGGCUCAGAUGGCCUGUGCGUGAUGUACCUUUAUGGGCGUACUUCCACCAAAGACAACACCAUUGUUUGCAGGACUGCUUCAAUUGGGUCACAAAUCUAUUUCAAUGACAGCAAUGUGAUACGGAUACUACAAGUUGCAUGGCAACCAUAUAGUGACACCCAUAUUGGAGUUCUCUCUUCUGAUUCAGUUUUCAGACUUUUUGAUUUGUCUUCAGAUGUCAUGCAACCAGAGCAGGAAUAUUAUUUGCAACCCAUUGAACCUGGUAGAUCCAGAAAUGCUGCAUCAAUCUGCCCAGCUGACUUUUCUUUCGGGGGCGACCACUUGUGGGACAGGUUCAGUGUCUUUGUAUUAUUUAGUGAUGGUUCAGUUUACAUCCUCUGCCCCAUUGUUCCCUUUGGAAGUGUUUAUAAAUGGGAGUCAAUAUUGGAGAUAUAUAAUGAUGCUCAUACCUUUGGGCUGAAGUCUGCCAAUUCAACAGCUGUUAACAAUUCUAAUUUGGCAAUCACUUGGUUGGAAGAAACUUUUCCUGAAUUAUCACAAGAGGCAACAUAUGGGGAAAAUAUCUCUGCUGUCAAGGCUUGUCCCUAUGCUUUAUUCGAUGCAUCACUUGCUUUGCAGGGGCCUCUGCAUAAAGUAUGUCAGGGCAGGGGAGAUGAAACUCUAGCAGUUAGGGGGGCAGAAUGUGAAGGACGUGCAGUCAGCCUCCUCUAUAAUUUAGUCAGCAAAGAUUCAAUUCUGGUGACAGCCUGGAGUGGUGGGCAAUUGCAAAUCGAUGCCCUAGCUGAUGAAAUCCAGCCAGUCUGGAUUGAUGGUAGCUUGCCUCGUCUUCAUGUUGACUCCCAUAAUCGAAUUCUUGGUGUUGCUAUGAUCUGUGAGUCAAUUGUGGAGGAGCACUCAGUUCUGAAGUUUGAUCAACCUUCUGAUAGUACUGCUUGGUUGGGACAUCCACCUCCUCUGUUGCGAUUGGCUAUCGUGGAUUUGGCCUUGCCAGCCAAGACAGAAAAUGGUUCUCUUAUUACAUUAUUUGCUGAUCCCCUUAUGCAAGAAAGAAUAUAUUCCCUUCAUGAUGGAGGCAUAGAUUCAAUAGUGUUGCAUUUUCUUCCUUUUACAAGUCAGAUGGUUGGAAAGGAUGAUAAUAUGAGAACUCCCUCAGUGCAUCCUGUGCUAAGUACAUGUCAGGGGGAAAAGUCCUUACCUUCCCUAUUUGGUUUUCUGUCACUGUCAGAUUCAUUUGGAUAUUCAUGGGUUGUGGUAGUCACCUCCUCUAAAGAAUGUGUUGUGCUUGAGAUGAAAACUUGGAAUUUAUUGCUUCCCAUUCAAGUGGAUACAGAGAAGAAGCCUACUAGCUUGGAACAGCGGAAAGAGAUUGAGACUCCUGAUAUCAUAAAUAAAGAACUCCUAAGUGGUCCUAAGGUGGUUUUAGUUCCCCAGGCUUCACCAAACUUACGUUCUGUUCCUGCUGAUUCUAUUGAUGGCCGUUCUAUUCUUCACCAAUAUUUCAAGCUUUUCCAUGAAAAUUAUGUUGAGUAUGCACAUAAGGUAUACUUUGAGCUGAAACAUCAUGGCCCUCAAUUAAAGAGAAUCAUUGAUGGCCAGCAUGCUCGUUUGGAUGAGGCACAGCAGAAGAUUUUGAAAGUUGAAGCAAAACAGUCUAUUCUGGAGGAGAGAAUUGGUCGUGCAAUCCAGAGACAUAAUUCUUUGGAACAGCGGUUGCAACAUCUAAGAAAUUUGCCUGGGGUGCACAGGAAACCAUUGUCUAGAGCAGAGCAAGAAUUUAAGUCUGAGCUUGAUCAAUUUACAGGUGUCGAGUUGGACUCGUUGAAUUCUUCCAUCGAAUCUUUAAGGGCGAGGCUGAGAAGGUACACACAAUCGUCAAAGGACAAUCCAGUGAGUCGGCAAAGGCAAAUUCCGGGAAGAAACAUUCUUCAGGAUGCCCAAAUCUCCCAGCUGAAAUCCUCACUUGCAAAACUCUCAUUAAUAAAUAAUGAGAACUCUAAAAAGGUUAAAGUCCUUCAGUCUGCAUUAAAAAGCCGGGAAAGCGGCAGAACCUGAAAAACGAUUCAAAACGUGUUAGGAAAUUGUGUCCUCUGGGAGAUGAGUUUCAUUGCUCUUCCCUUGUUCUAUUUAUGCGGCUAAGUUGAUUGAUGAAAGUUGCAGACAACUCUCUGGAUUGGAGGUGGUACCAUCCUCUACCCAUUGCACUAUUUAUCACAGUUGCUGGCAUAUCUUUUGAUUAUUAUGAAAAAAAAAAAAAAUGCGGCUGGCAUGAUGGAAUUUAUGCCCAAGAAUCUGUUUGGCAUGAGAUUGUCCUUUUCCAUUCAAGAUAGGACCUGCUAUUGUAUACGUGUCAUUUCACUCAUGCUAAAAACUGCGAAGAGGUAAGAUGGAACCAAUUGUAGAAACAGAGUUAGGAUACUGGAAAAUUGGAAAUUAUGGUAUGAAUGUAAAAAAUCUGUGUAUGAAAAUCGUCUAUUCGAAUUGCUAAAACUCUGAGCAUGAUCCCACAUGGUAAUUCAG
Rubroshorea leprosula is the source of this 3005-nucleotide messenger RNA. NCBI's taxonomy places the organism in Eukaryota, Viridiplantae, Streptophyta, Magnoliopsida, Malvales, Dipterocarpaceae. The record is from the annotation of a GenBank genome assembly.